Orbicella faveolata is the source of this 1583-nucleotide messenger RNA. RefSeq lists its product as uncharacterized. The record is from RefSeq and is a predicted model, not a curated record. NCBI's taxonomy places the organism in Eukaryota, Metazoa, Cnidaria, Anthozoa, Scleractinia, Merulinidae.
AUGACGCAAGAAAACAAGCGACUUGAAAGCCAUGUUGUCAAACGAUUAGAGUCAGAUAGUUUAAUGUCGUGCAGCCAUCUAUGCUUGAGAAACGCCUGGUGUACUUCCACAAAUUUUGAGGCUACCUCCAGCGAAAAUGGCAGAGGAACUUGUGAAUUGAACAAACACGGAGCCAUCAACAUUGACAGCGAGUUUUACGAACAACAAGGGGUCACUUUUUCAGUGCUUCAGAAGGAAUGUCUCAUGACUGGCUGCUUAAAUAGCGGAUCCUGUGUGAAUGCCGAAAAGAAACAAAAAUAUUUAUGUUUGUGUAAGAAAGCUUGGACUGGAGAAAAAUGCGAAACAAAAAUCGCAAAAGGUUGGUAUUCUCAUCAUCCUGCCGAUUCCUGUAAGGACAUCCGGGACUCUGGUGAUUCUAAAGGAGACGGGGAGUACUGGAUCGACCCUGAGAACAAUGGAAACCCUUUGAAAGUAUAUUGCGACAUGACAACUGACGGAGGAGGUUGGCUUCUUGUUUCCAACAUUGUGAAGACUUCACUAUCCCUUCAGCUGUCAGUUGAGACGUCAUACCGUGCAAUCGGCAGUUACCAUAACAACAAGACAGUUCUCACGAAAAGUGCCAUGAAGGAGCUGUGGACUCACUUGUCUUUCACUCAAAUGAGAUUUCCCUGCAGUAAGCAACGGGGGCGUACAUUCCACGUGACCACGGUCACUAACAGCAUUGGUGAAGCUGUAGUCCAGUAUUUCAGCGGUCAGACUGACGUCAUGCCACACUCGUGUAAUUCAUUUGUUGCAAUGGACGAUGACACCUCCAAAGCAGCGAAAGUUUGCAAAAAGUGGGGACUAGAAAAUGGCGUAAAAAAUGUUGGUAAAUGGUCUGGGUCUGGACAAAAUGAAUCAAGAUUAUACCGCUGUAUUGUUUUUGUUUGGUAUGGCUAUCAUUGGCUGAUUUCACCAGAAGGCGGAAGAGUGGAAUGCGAUGAAUUCCACGGUGGAGUAUACGCUGGUGAUUUCUGGAAAAUUUAUGUUCGCUAGAGGCUUGAUAAAUUGACCGUAGACAUGUUUUUGUUUGAGCACUCAACACAGUUUUAUUUUAAGCUUUUAGAAAGUUUUGUUUGCAUUUUCAGCUGCUCGUCUAUUAGUAUAGCUUGUGUGCACCUACCCACUCUCUCACAGGAGAAGGGGCGGAUGUACACAGGCUGUUAGUAGUACAAACAAGAAAACAAAAAGCGUUCCAAUUAUAAGCACGUUAGUAAUUCAGCUUUGUUUUGUAGAUGGUUGUUGUAAAAUUUUGCCCGCUAGUUCUGACUUUUCUUUGUUUGUUAUUAGUCAUGACAAAGAAGUUAAGUUAAAUGUGAUCAUUUUGCACACAGAGAUUAAAUUCAGGGGCGUAGGUGAUGGUCAGACCCCUAGGCUAGCCCUUGCAAAUCUUUUUGUCCGCCCUCUUGUUUUUUUAAAAUGCAGGAAAUACAAUUUGCUGAAGCAUUUUCAAGGUUGUAUGUCAAAUACAAAAGUUUCAAUGAGUGCUUUUUUAGUAACACCACUGCCAGGUGACUGUCUAGUGCAAUCAGCGGCUGAAAUUU